AUGUCCACUACGUCCAAAGAGUUUUCCGGCUUCGCCUUUCUAGUCGCGGUUGUACUCGCUCUUUUCUCCGGCGCUGCCUUCUGGGCCUGCAGGCCUGCUAUGCCCACGGACCUCCGUGCCAAGAGCCUGGGCCAGCUUGUGGCCGCACAGGCGCCCGCGCUUCUGCAGCUUUUUCAGCUUUGGGCCGUGCUCGGGAAGAACCUGGUGAGGCGCGUGCCCGAGGUCUCCGUUGCGGUCGGUGACACCAGUGACAGUCUACUAUCAUACAUGGAGGUCCUGCAGUUGACGGGUGCAGAGGUGCAGAAUGCCUUCGCCUUGCAGUGCGUCUUCGACGCCCCAACGGUCCGGAUGGCCUUCGGAUUGGCAACUCCGCUGGUGCCUCUCUUUGUGGUGGCUGCCUGCAUGUGCCUCGAGCUCUUCAGCCAUGGGCUGGGAAUCAGCAUGUCUUCAAAGGCUCUGACGAUCCUCUUCGUAGGGGGUGCCUCGGGUGCUGCCCAACUUCUGGAAUGUCAGCGCUUGGACGGUGAAGGAAAUGCUAUUCCAGCCGACUUGGCCUUUCGACCGCUUUUUCCUCACAUGAAGUGCAAUGCGGACGACGAGUCGGCCUGGGUUGACUGGGUCGGGUGGGUCAGCGUCUUCGCCUAUGUCAUCGUCGUUCCAUGCCUCAUGGCGCUCCUGUUCGUCAAGCAGCGGGCGGUGAUGAGGAAAGCCAAGACGUUCUUCAUCUCCGGAUUUACAGAGGCGGAGGGAAAGGUACGCUUAAAGAUACGGAUGGGCAGCGACGAGAUGGCCUUCGAGGACGAUGUUUUGAAAAAGCGGCUGGUUGCAGCUGCUGCUGCACACGUGGCCGUUCAUAUUCGCGGAGGCGCCCUGGUCGAGCUUCACAAGGAUUCAGU
This is a messenger RNA of Symbiodinium necroappetens, 896 nucleotides long. Lineage: Eukaryota; Dinophyceae; Suessiales; Symbiodiniaceae. The record is from the annotation of a GenBank genome assembly.